GUUUGUUUUGCUGCGCGGCCGUCGCCGCCGCGGGCCCGGAGCUCAUUUGUGCCUGGCUGGUCCCCGCGCUCCCCGGUGCCGAGCCGGAGCCGUUGGCCGCUCGCGCGCUUGGCUCUCUCCCUUAGUAACAGCUCCCCUCCUGCCUCGGUGCUGCGCCCUGCCCCCGCGCCCCUCCCCCGCCGGACCCGCUGCCCGGCUGUCAGCGCCCGCACCCCAGGGCGCCUCGGGGUGCCGACGGCGGCCAGGAGGGGAGCGCCGCGCGUCCUGGAGGGGACAGCGUCGCCAAGCAGGAUCUAGGUGACCUGAGCACUGCUGUGACCAUCGCCCUGCAAAGGCUGUCCUGGUACUCUUGGUACCUGCCUCUUUACAAGCUUCAGUAACUUGUGAUUGGUGGUUGGCUAUCCAGUUGCACAUCCUCACAUCAAUGCACUGCCAAUGGGUUAUGUCCUGUGUUGUGACCUCAUGGUUUAAGUGGGAAUAAAGAUGAGUAUAAGCAGUGAUGAGGUCAACUUCUUGGUAUAUAGGUACUUGCAAGAGUCAGGAUUUUCUCAUUCUGCGUUUACCUUUGGUAUAGAGAGCCAUAUAAGUCAGUCCAACAUAAACGGUGCCCUGGUUCCACCCGCUGCACUCAUCUCUAUCAUCCAGAAAGGCCUGCAGUAUGUAGAGGCAGAAGUUAGCAUAAAUGAGGAUGGCACCUUAUUUGAUGGUCGACCCAUCGAGUCUCUGUCCCUGAUAGAUGCUGUUAUGCCCGAUGUAGUCCAAACAAGACAACAAGCCUACAGAGACAAGCUUGCACAGCAGCAUGCAGCUGCCGCCGCCGCCGCUGCUGCCGCCACUAACCAGCAAGGAUCUGCAAAAAAUGGAGAGAAUACAGCAAAUGGGGAGGAGAAUGGAGCACACACCAUCGCAAAUAAUCACACUGACAUGAUGGAAGUAGAUGGGGAUGUGGAAAUCCCUUCCAAUAAAGCGGUUGUGCUUCGGGGCCAUGAAUCUGAAGUUUUCAUCUGUGCCUGGAACCCUGUUAGUGAUCUCCUGGCAUCAGGGUCUGGAGACUCCACGGCAAGAAUAUGGAACCUCAGUGAGAACAGCACGAGUGGCCCUACGCAGCUUGUGCUUAGACACUGCAUACGGGAAGGAGGGCAGGACGUGCCCAGUAACAAAGAUGUCACGUCUCUAGAUUGGAAUAGUGAAGGUACACUUCUAGCAACUGGGUCAUAUGAUGGAUUUGCCAGAAUAUGGACUAAAGAUGGUAAUCUUGCCAGCACCUUGGGGCAGCAUAAAGGUCCUAUAUUUGCAUUAAAAUGGAAUAAGAAAGGAAAUUUCAUCCUAAGUGCUGGCGUAGAUAAGACCACCAUCAUUUGGGAUGCUCAUACUGGUGAAGCCAAGCAGCAGUUUCCUUUCCAUUCAGCCCCAGCAUUGGAUGUUGACUGGCAGAGCAACAACACCUUUGCAUCUUGUAGUACAGAUAUGUGCAUUCACGUCUGCAAAUUAGGACAAGACAGACCUAUCAAAACAUUCCAGGGCCACACGAAUGAAGUAAAUGCUAUCAAAUGGGACCCAACUGGCAAUCUGCUAGCCUCCUGUUCAGAUGACAUGACAUUGAAGAUCUGGAGUAUGAAGCAAGACAACUGUGUCCAUGAUUUGCAAGCACAUAAUAAAGAAAUUUAUACUAUUAAGUGGAGUCCAACAGGACCAGGGACAAAUAAUCCAAAUGCCAACCUUAUGCUAGCAAGUGCAUCCUUUGAUUCUACAGUUAGGUUAUGGGACGUAGACAGAGGGAUUUGCAUCCAUACUUUGACAAAACAUCAAGAGCCCGUGUACAGUGUGGCUUUUAGUCCUGAUGGCAGGUAUCUGGCAAGUGGUUCUUUUGACAAAUGUGUGCACAUCUGGAACACACAGACAGGUGCUCUAGUUCACAGUUACAGGGGAACAGGUGGAAUUUUUGAAGUUUGCUGGAAUGCAGCAGGAGACAAAGUUGGAGCCAGUGCUUCGGAUGGUUCGGUUUGUGUCUUAGACCUUCGGAAAUAGCGUUACUAGUUGGAAGCCAUGGACCGACUAUGAAUGUGUACAUAGCCACAAGACUAUCCCUGACCCAUAUACUGCUAUAGUCCCACUUGAACCAUGGCCAGUCCACUACAGCCAAAUCUAAGAGAAAUAUAUACAUGCAGUAUAUAUGAACACAGCUGUACCCUGAAGAUGACAGUCUCAUCCCAGCUUGUGAAUUCUGCACACCAAGUGCUGGGAUCUAACCUGCUGUGCCCCUAAUUAGCGUUUAGAAGUUUGGAUAUGAAAACCAGAAGAGAAGGAAUAUGCGUUAUAAGAGCAAACCACACAUGACCCAGUUUUGAAUAUUAAUGACAGCCUUGUCUCCCCCUUUGAAUCAGCAGACACCAUGGAUUAUAUUCUUUUUCCCCUCAGUAGUGCGCAGUUUGUAUGUACAGAGAACAUGGACUUAACAAAAGCUUGCGGCAGUAGUUGGUUCUUGCUUCCCAGUUUGUUUUGGUUUAGAUUAUGGAUGCAUGAAGUAAGGGAGUGAAUCAUUAUCUUGCUUUUUUUUUUUUUUUUCACCUUUUAAACAACAAAAAAAUUCUUAAAAAUAUUUUACUGCAUUCUUUGGAAGAGGUAGAUGUUUGGUACAUUUGAUGGCUCCCAGAGCAUAUACUCAAUAGGUGCAUAUUAUGGAGGGAAUUGGAAUAAUAGGAAACUACAUGACUUCCGUCAUGUCACUCUCUAAGACACAUCAGCAAAGGGUGUUUUGUUAUCUUUGUUUUGGGUUUUUUUGUUUUAGUUCUUUGUGUGUGUGUGUGUGUGUGAGAGAGAGAGA
Molecule: messenger RNA, 2824 nt
Organism: Mus caroli (Ryukyu mouse)
Lineage: Eukaryota; Metazoa; Chordata; Mammalia; Rodentia; Muridae
Gene: Tbl1xr1
Product: TBL1X/Y related 1
Biological process (GO): regulation of transcription by RNA polymerase II
Cellular component (GO): histone deacetylase complex
Molecular function (GO): transcription corepressor activity; protein binding
Source: RefSeq, a predicted model, not a curated record